GCCACCGCUGAGACUGUCGAUCUCGGACCUUCGCAUCCGCCCAAGGAGGAUUCCAUUGUCGCCUUUACUCAUACAUUGCCUGAGAUCAAACACGAGCUCAUCCGGCUGCGUCGCGAAUACACGAAACACGAACCCGAAUACUUUGCUGCCGUCGAGCACCUUGAAGACGAGGAUCUCCGCAAGUUCGACGUUUCAAAUCUAACGGCCGUCCGCGUCGCGACAUCCGCAUAUGGCAUCCAUCUCUUUGGCAAGAUCCGCAUCCCAGCUCUGCCUGAUUCGGGCCCUGCAUAUAUCCACGUCCGCCUCUUCAUCAGCGAGGAGCCCGCCAAGCUGCACAGCAUACAUACCGAGGAGAGAGAGGAGGCUGACGGGGACAAGAAGUACCGGGCUAUCUUCACCGAGAACGAUGAGCUUGAGUGGUUCGAUACUUGA
Molecule: messenger RNA, 432 nt
Organism: Clonostachys rhizophaga
Lineage: Eukaryota; Fungi; Ascomycota; Sordariomycetes; Hypocreales; Bionectriaceae
Source: the annotation of a GenBank genome assembly